Molecule: messenger RNA, 947 nt
Organism: Phoenix dactylifera (date palm)
Lineage: Eukaryota; Viridiplantae; Streptophyta; Magnoliopsida; Arecales; Arecaceae
Product: acyl-acyl carrier protein thioesterase TE3, chloroplastic-like
Cellular component (GO): chloroplast
Molecular function (GO): fatty acyl-[ACP] hydrolase activity
Source: RefSeq, a predicted model, not a curated record
UCCUCUGGACUUGGAUCGAUCCAAUUCAUUGCGUUGCCGCUGCAGUCCUCUGGAGACCACACCGCGCCACCCAAUUUCCAAAUCCAACUAAUACCGGAACGGCCCGACCGAGCUCGGCGCCGCGCGGCGCGAUGCACGUCCAAAGCCUUGUUUCCAACGCCCCCCUCGUGGCCUCCACUCCAUCGAGCGCGGAGCGCUGGAGGAGAUCGAAUGCCGGCUUUUCCGCCGGAGCGGCCCUUCCGAUCCGUCGACCGCCCGCCGGCUGCGGCGGUGGAGGCCUCACCUCGUCGCCGUCCGGCGUCUGGCGCGUCCAUGCCGCCGCCGCGAGGAGAUCCUUGGUGUUCGAUUCCAACGAGAAUGGAGGAUUAAGGACAGAUAAAUUUUUCGAAGUUGAGCUCAAGGUCCGAGACUACGAACUUGAUCAAUAUGGUGUUGUGAACAAUGCCAUCUAUGCAAGCUAUUGCCAACAUGGUCGUCAUGAAUUACUUGAUAGAGUUGGCAUUAAUGCAGAUGCCAUUGCCCGCACUGGAGAAUCACUAGCCCUGUCAGAACUACACCUAAAAUACAUUGCACCUUUAAGAAGUGGUGAUAGAUUUGUUGUGAAGGUGAGGCUUAUAGGCAUCUCUGCCGCACGAAUAUUCUUGGAGCACUUCAUAUAUAGUCUGCCAAAUUAUGAGCCUAUCUUGGAAGCUACAUGCACUGCCAUUUGCCUCAACCGAAACCAUUGUCCUACUCGGGUACCAUCUGAUUUUUCAUCAAAAUUACUGCAGUAUUUCUCUUCCACAGAUCCUUAAACUUGUUAUAUUGUUAGAGGAGAAUGCGAAAGCAUUCUGUUCUAAUUGCUGUCUCAUUAAUUCCUUGAGAUUACAAUCUUGUCAUUGCAAUGUUGAAUUCAAAUUGUGUACAAGUUUAUGCAACGGGGAAAGUUGAUUCACUGUUUGGGUUUC